AUGGCUACCACGGAACAGUACAGACCACCGGGCCGAAGCAACCGCUCCGGUCGCUCCAAUGUCGACAAUGAUGUCUUUGAAGGGCUGCCGGUCAAGCAAUGGGGGCAGACAUAUGCCAAAGUCUCUCUCGCGCCCCCCGUCUCUGAAGUCGAAGCGGGAAAGGACGACAAGUGGGGCGAACCACCAAUGCCACGCGACUAUCAACUGUUAAAUCCAUGGACGCAACAUCUUCUCCGCCUGGCGCGUUCGGGCAAAGUGGGCAACAAACGCAAACAGGACGCCGAAGCAGACGAUGAGAAGGCCGAGGACGAGGCGCCCGAAGAGGAAAGCAAGCAGAGCGGCACUGAUGAACGGGGCUAUAUUGCCAAGAAGUGGAAGCCCGUACCCGACCAUUCUCUCGAGCCCGAACACAAGCAUUUCAGUUUUCUUGCCAAGCGGAGAAGAGGACUGCCGAGCCUGUAUGGCGUCGAUCAGCAGGCUGUCGUUGUGCCCAUGCGCAAGACAAAAGUGCAAAAGGCAGAUGUCAAUGGCGAGAUUGCCGUCUAUGAAGUCCUCGUGCCCGAAGGACAGACUAUUGAUGGCGAAAUUGCAGAGUCUACGGAACUUGCAGACGUGAAGCCUGUCACUGCUGCACCAGGUACUUUCAUCGAGGGUGUAGGUGUGGCAAACGAAGACGGGGUCAUGGUCGCCGAACAUUUGAAGCCAUCGGUUGCUCCCAGACGAAAUCGACCUCCGCCCAAGAAGAAGGGCGGUCCAGGGCGAGGCAAAAAGCGAGUGACGUUCACGAAUCCCGAUGGCUCGACAUAUACCAAGAUUGUGCCCAACGCCACCAAGAUUGUACCACAGCCUGGGCAGACCAUCAAGCAUGUCGCGAAAGGCGAGGAAGCCACGGCAGACGUCUCAGCUGUGGCGACUGUCAAGGAUGUCCAACAACAGCCGGGCGAAGGCGCCGAAGUGGAAGUCGAAGAAGGCUCAGGUGAAGAUGAGGAAGAAGGCGAUGAUGAGGAUGAUGAUCGGGAGGAUGGAGAGCUUUCAGAUGAAGAUGCGCCUGCUACUGCUUCCCAGACGCCUGCGAAACCCGAUCCCCACGGAGACUCACAGCCGAUGGAAGAUGUACAACCUACAAGCCAGCCGGCACCGACGGAAGAGGCAGAUGUGCCUUCUGCAACCGCAGCCGAGCCAGCACUAACACAAGAAGCAGGAGAUUCAGGGGAAGCUGUGCCCGAGGCCGCGCCUGAGACUGCGCCUGAGACUGCGCCUGAGAUUGCGCAUGAAAAUGCGCCCAAGACUGUGGCGGAAACCUCACCCACCAGGACUGCAGAGAGCUCGCCGGACCUGCCUCUUGCGCAGAGUCACAGCAGGAACGCGUCGCUGGCGGAACCAACUUCUCUCUCUCUGGAUACGGUCAUGACGGAAGCCCCUGAGGUCGCCGUCGCUGAAGAAGCUGAAGAAGCUGAAGGGGCCAAAGAAGCCACAGAACCCGCAGAACCCACGAAACCCGCAGAACCUGUAGAAGUUGAAGAAGCCAAGGGACCUGUAGAAGCCAAAGAACCCACAGAUCCCGCAGAGCCCGUAGAAGCCAAAGAAACUCAAGAACCCACAGAAUCCUCAGAACCUGAAAACCCUGCAGAAGAAUCCCAAGAAGCCCAGAAGGAGGAUUCCCAAAAAGAAGAAACCGAAAUCGCAGCGUCUCAAGAAACAAAACUCCCACCACCACCACCAUCUGAAGAAAAAGAAGAAGAGAAUUCUUCCGCGCCAGCCGCCGCCGCAGCCACCGAGGAGGAGGAGGAAGAGAAGAACCCCGACGAAGCCGAAGAGGAUUUGCUAGGGAAUUUGGAAAAGUCUUUGGCUUAGUAGGAGUCCAGAUAGUCAGGUAGAUAGGUAGGUAAUAAGAGGAGGAAAAAAAAGUCUUUGGCGUAGGACUUUUUAGCUAGUAGUAGGAGGUAGGAGGAGAAGGAGGAAGUACGUAUGCAUGUACAUCUGUUAAGAAUUUGUCAAGUCG
Molecule: messenger RNA, 2002 nt
Organism: Sphaerulina musiva SO2202
Lineage: Eukaryota; Fungi; Ascomycota; Dothideomycetes; Mycosphaerellales; Mycosphaerellaceae
Exons: 2
Coding region: 1-1854 (617 amino acids)
Source: RefSeq, a predicted model, not a curated record